AUGGCUCUCAUUAUGUUCACAGAUUCUAAAUUUGUGCGAGUGGCUUUCUCGCCACGGUAUCUGCUGGCAACGAACACAGUGUCAUGUUCAACUCUGCUUGGAAUCGCCGAUGUUGCGCAACAGUACAUUCAUGGCGAUUGGGAUCCCGGAAAAGAUCGCCCAUUGGCCAUCUGGCGGACUUUGCGAUUCUCGAUAAUGGGUAUCGUGGUAGGACCAAUGAAUCAUUUUUGGUACAAAUGGCUUGAUGCAAGCGUAAUUCGUGGCAAUCAAGGGAGUAUUGUACUUAAGAAAGUAAUAGCCGAUCUAGCCGUAUCGCCUGUAUUCGCAUCAACUUUUGUUUCAGGUCUGAUCAUCUUUCCGUGUUGCACUACUCGAAGGUCAAUCGGUGAAGAGGGCGCUUUCCGAAUAUCGACGCAAAUUUCUACGAAUUUUCAU
This is a messenger RNA of Anisakis simplex (herring worm), 435 nucleotides long. NCBI's taxonomy places the organism in Eukaryota, Metazoa, Nematoda, Chromadorea, Rhabditida, Anisakidae. The record is from the annotation of a GenBank genome assembly.